UGCUUCAGAUCUCUCACAUCACGCUUCGCUGAGGCCUCAGGACACUCACGAUGCAGCCCACUGGUGCAGCCCACUCCUCGUCCCGUCCCCCCAGCCCUGCCCUCUUCCAGCCCGCCGACCUCUUUGACCUGUCAUUGCCCAUCAGCAAGAUGGCCGCCAUGGCCAUGGCGACUGACGAUGCCAAACGAGCCGCUCUCCGCUCGCAGCUCGCCACCCGCACUCGGCAACAGGAGCUGCUGGGCCACACUGCGGAGACCGUCAACAGCACCCUGCUCAACGCCGUCCAGCGCCACAUCCACAAGGCCAUCACUCGUCUCGGCCUGGCGGACGUGUUGGCCUUCGACAUUGGCGAUAAUGUGGAGGCCGGCUUGAAGGUGGUCAAUGUGCUGGAGCGGGGCAGUGGCGAGGAGUGGCGGGCGAUGGGGCGGUUUCUUCGGAUGGCCUUCAUCUACCGGCUCACCCCUGCUGAUGCGACGCGGCCUCUCCGGCUGUCGGCCGACGUGCUGCCCACAGCAACGGCAUUCCACCAGCUGCCCCUCGCCAUGGCCAUCUACAAAAUCAUCGGCCACAUGCUGACAUAUGGAGGGACCAGCCUGGCGCUGCAGCAGACCGACGACAACGGACACUAUCGAAUCGAAGAUCAGUUGUUUCGUGUGGUGCCGUUGGGUGAGCUGCCGGGCGGCCAUCGCUAUGCUGAGGGCUACAAGCGGACCGACCCUGUCAUCCGACGGGGCAGCGUCCUCUAUCCCUCAUUCUCGACAUUCUUGAUGGUCAAUGUGCUCGCCAGGUGGUCGGAUGGAGAGGGAGUGGGCGACAGGCUGGUGCUGUCGGCAUGCAUCGGCCGUGAUGACCCUCGCUAUGGCCGACUGCUGAUCGACGCCAUUACAGAGGAUCAGGGCAUCGCUGUCGACUACCGCAAUGACGGGGGCGAUCUGAAUGAUGCUGAUGGGAGGACUGCUCGUUCUGUAAUAGUGAGCGGCUGGCGACUCAACGAGACUGUGGCUGCCUACCUGUGGGUUAAUUUGGGCGCCAUCCAUCUGUGCACGACCGAGGCACUCGUCGGCGAUCGGUCUCAGCCGCUCGCCGACCGCUUCCGAGUGUCCGUUGGUGCCGCCUGCCGUCUGCUGCGGCCAUUCGGUCUGGAGAGUGACGUCAUGGACAGGGGGACGGUGGUGGGGUGAGGGAUGUCGGCUGGCGAUUGGGCUGUUGUUGGUGCGUUUAAUGGGUGGAGAGGGCUGUCUGUCUGUCUGUCUGCCUGCACGCCGACUGACGAGCAGCGGUGGAAGGAGACUGAGUGAUUUGAAAUGGGUGGUUGACUGCAUUGUGUGCCAUGGGUGGAUGGGCGAAUGUUCUACUCGUUUUUGUCGGACUCACUUGACUGCAUGGCCUCACUCAAAUGAUUGAAUGAAUGAAGCACACAGUAAUGUGUGAGUGGUUAGAGAUGUCAAGUGUGUGAGUGAUUAG
Messenger RNA from Vitrella brassicaformis, 1464 nucleotides. The record is from the annotation of a GenBank genome assembly. NCBI's taxonomy places the organism in Eukaryota, Vitrellaceae.